GGUUCAUAAUGGAGACACACUUUAGGGCCAUUAUCGUUCUUCUCCUGAUCUUAUUAAUGUGGAAUCCUUGGCCGUUUUACAUCUUUUGGAUACAUGAAACUGUUAGGGGAAAUCCCCUGGUCCAAGACAGAUGCAAGAACAUCAAUUGCCAGGGCUAUGACCUUAAAGGUCUGUCAAACAUUUAACUAACCAGAGAAGAUUUUAUCUGGCGCAGGAACUGAAGUCAGGGCAACAAUUUUGUAUACAUUCAUGCCUGGAACUCUGCUACAGCGGGUUGUGUGCUAGAUAUACAAGGAUGUAUCCUGUUCCCUGUCUUUUUUUUCAACCUCCUAAGUGGAAUCACUUGCCUAAUUUAAAUGUGUAUUUUUCUGACCUUAGGCUUUUACCCCAGCUGCCAAGAGGAAAUGUUGUUCUCUUGCGAUACCUUUUUGGAGUGCUAUACAACAUUGAGCAACUUUCCUCAUCCAAUCAGAUGACAGCUUAUAAUUUAUCCGUUUGUAUAGCCCCAAGCGUUCUUUACCCACCUGAUUCCGGCAGCUUGGAAUUGGAAGACAACUUGAUAAAAAAGAUUUCUCUUGUACAAUUUCUCCUUGAAAAUUGCCUCAGGAUAUUUGGAGAAGACAUCACUUCCCUCUUGGGAGAGAAGUCAAUGAGUCGUGACUCCGGCCAGAAAAUUGUGAAAAGCUGUUCCUUCAGAGACAGGGCCUUUUGGUGGGGCUCCAGCACUUGCCAGCAAAACCAGUGCACAGCCCCACAUUCUGCAAAGCCAGGAGAGCUCUUUGGAGUUUGCCUCAUGGUUGUGUGUUAUAAAGACAACCUGGCCUUCCCAAUUCCGGCUAUGCUUUCCUUUAUUAAUCAAAAAGGGCCCCUCACAGAAGGCAUAUUCAGAAACUCAGCCAAUAUAAAAUCCUGCCAUGUCCUAAAGGAGAAACUAAAUUCUGGGGUCAAAGUGAACCCGUACAGCGAAUCUGUUCAUGUGGUCGCAUCCGUCUUAAAGGUAGGGAAGGUCCUAGCAUUAUCCACACACGAGUAACUGAAGCUAUGAUUGGUGUCCUUCAUCAUGACUGCUCAAGAACCAUAACGGGCAUAAUAGAUUAAGAACCUGACAAGCUGAAAAACGCUU
This is a messenger RNA of Mirounga angustirostris (Northern elephant seal), 1123 nucleotides long. RefSeq names its product rho GTPase-activating protein 20-like. Gene Ontology annotation, biological process: signal transduction. The coding region runs from base 296 to 1033 and encodes 245 amino acids. The record is from RefSeq and is a predicted model, not a curated record. Gene Ontology annotation, molecular function: GTPase activator activity. Lineage: Eukaryota; Metazoa; Chordata; Mammalia; Carnivora; Phocidae. The transcript is spliced from 4 exons.